UGUGCUAAUUGGUAUAUGGUCACCGCCCCACUUGUCCAUUUGACCAAUCAAAUCACUCACACAUCACUGGUGAUUGGGCUGGGAACGAUAUUCACUGCCUCCCUUUUCUGUGGCCUCAUCGACAGACUCAGAGGAGUUGGUGGUACCAUGUCUACUUCUGACUAUAGCUACAUCACCAUCUUUGAAGGGAUACUGCUAUAUGCGUCUGAGGCUCCAACUUACCACAUCAUAUUGGAGGUUGCCCUAGUCUUGUGGAUCAUUAAAUUGUUAUUCUUUACUCAAAAGUAUCAUCCAAAUGCUUCCGACAAGCCUACACCUGAGGAGGAAGAAAGUUUAAUACAUGAUUGGGAACCAGAGCCUUUAGUGCCUCCACUUAGCGAUGAUAAUAAAGUACCAGAGAGCCCCAUAGUAACUGGGAUGACUGGAACUUAUGUAACUGUUGAUGGAAAGAAAUGUCUUAACCUUGCCACAUUUAAUUUCCUUGGACUCCUUAAUAAAAAGAAUAUUCAUGAAGUAGCGGAGACAACUAUAAAGAAGUAUGGUGUUGGCUCAUGUGGUCCUAGAGGAUUUUAUGGAACAAUGGAUGUUCAUAUUGAUCUUGAGGAGAAACUUGCAGAAUUUACUGGACGAGAGGAAGCAAUUGUUUAUUCAUUUGGUUUUGCUGCUAUUGCCAGUGCUAUACCAGCUUACUCAAAGCGCGGCGAUAUUAUAUUUUGUGAUGAAGGUGUGGGUUUUGCUGUACAAAAAGGUCUUUCAGCUUCUAGAAGUCAAUUAAAGUACUUUAAGCAUAAUGAUAUGGAGGACUUGGAAAAAUUGCUUCUGGACCAAGAAAAGAAAGACAAAAGAAAUCCUGACAAGGCCAAAAAAGCACGAAAAUUUAUUGUCGCAGAGGCUUUGUAUAUGAAUUAUGGCGAUUUGGUGCCCCUUAAGAAACUGGUAGAGUUUCGUAAACGUUUUGGUGUUGCAAUUAUAUUAGAAGAAAGUUUGUCAUUUGGUGUGUUAGGAAAAACUGGAAAAGGUGCUGUAGAACACUUCAACUUAACGAAUGAUGAUGUUGACAUUGUCUGUGCGUCAAUGAGUUUAAGUAUGGCCACAAUGGGUGGAUUUUGUGCUGGUAAAACUUUUGUCAUUGAUCACCAAAGACUAUCAGGUGUUGGAUACUGUUUUAGUGCUUCUCUGCCACCUUUUCUUGCAACAGCUGGCUCUGAAGCACUGAGCAUCAUGAAAGAGUCUCCAGCGAUGUUCCAAGAACUGAGAGAGAAAGCAAAACUAUUCCGGCAGCUAUUGAAUGAUAUUUCAGAGAUAAGAGUUGAAGGUUUUGAGGAGAGUCCAUUGAUACAUAUUUACCUUGCUCAUUCACAAGGAUCCCGUGAGCUUGAUAAGAACCUUUUGGAUCAAAUAGUAUCAGACUGCUAUCAAGAAGGUAUUGCUAUCGUUACUGCUAAGUACUUGGAAUCGCAAGAGCAUAAUCUCCCUCCCCCAAGUAUUAGAUUGGCAGUGUCUGUGGAGCACACUAAGGAAGAGUUGACAAAAGGAGCUCAAGUCCUCAAGAAUGUAUUUGAGAAACGAUGUCAAUGAUUAGCAUAAUAAUUUUUCCCUUUUACUUGUCGUGUAUUUCAAUCACUGGUAAUAUUAGAUUUACAUGAUUGUCUUUAAUUUAGGUGCAGUUUCUGUUCACCUUAUUUAUUAUACUGAUUAUCAUUAUCUAUGCCUAUGAAUAAUGUGCCCUUUUAUUGUCUCAGCAAUAAAA
Amphimedon queenslandica is the source of this 1750-nucleotide messenger RNA. RefSeq names its product serine palmitoyltransferase 1-like. The transcript has 13 exons. Gene Ontology annotation, biological process: sphingosine biosynthetic process; ceramide biosynthetic process. Gene Ontology annotation, molecular function: pyridoxal phosphate binding; serine C-palmitoyltransferase activity. The record is from RefSeq and is a predicted model, not a curated record. Gene Ontology annotation, cellular component: endoplasmic reticulum. The coding region runs from base 16 to 1578 and encodes 520 amino acids. NCBI's taxonomy places the organism in Eukaryota, Metazoa, Porifera, Demospongiae, Haplosclerida, Niphatidae.